GAAUCAAACCAUCCAAAUCAUCAAAUCAUUCCACAUUGUGAACUUCAAUACUUACUUGCCCCGUCCACUGUUGCCCAAAGCAAAACAAGUCAACAUGCAUUUCCGAACUGUGUCGGUUUUCUUGGCCGUUCUUAUUGCUGCUGCUUCCGCAGCUCCUCCAGGGAACCCUCCUCCAGCGCACCCUGAUCCAGCGCACCAUCCUCCCACGCACCCUGCUCCAGUGCACCCCGCUCCAGCACACCAUCCUCCAGCGAAGCAUCCUGCGCACCCUGCUCCAGUGCACCCUGAUCCGGCCCACCCGGCUCCAGCGGACCAUCCACCAGUGCACCCUCCAGCGAACCAUCCUCCCGCGCACCCUGCUCCAGCGAACCAUCCUCCAGCGAACCAUCCUCCAGCGAACCACCCUCCAGUGAACCAUCCUGCGCAUCCUGCUCCAGUGCACCCGGCUCCAGCGCACCCCCUCCCUCCUUGCAAGCCUGGACACGCCUGGCCCGAUCACCAAGACUGCCACAGCUUUUUCGAGUGUGCCGCCGGGAGUCAGCCUGUUCGGAAAACCUGUGGUCCCGGAGCCGCAUACUGUUGGCAAACCGGUGUUUGUGUCCCCGAGGAGAAGGUGCCGAGUUGCCCUAACCCAGGGCCUGCACUCCUCCCCAAAGGCCAUGGUCAUCCUGGACCCAAGGUUCACGUCUGAAGAUGGUAGGAAGAUGGCUUGACAGUGAUUUGUGACCCAUGAGAUGUCCCUGUACCACUUCCUGAGCCGUAUGGUUUGUCUUUGUUAGUUGUUAGUGGGAAUAUGGUAGGUUAGUUUUGAUGGCAUUUAUAAGUAUGCCGUAUUUCAGCUGUGUUAGUGUAUCUCUCUCCUAAUUCAAUUGAACCUAAUCAAUACUGUGCUUGGU
Molecule: messenger RNA, 896 nt
Organism: Aspergillus glaucus CBS 516.65
Lineage: Eukaryota; Fungi; Ascomycota; Eurotiomycetes; Eurotiales; Aspergillaceae
Product: carbohydrate-binding module family 14 protein
Exons: 2
Coding region: 95-691 (198 amino acids)
Cellular component (GO): extracellular region
Molecular function (GO): chitin binding
Source: RefSeq, a predicted model, not a curated record